GUCUGUCAGAAUACGGCUGGGGAAGAAUAAAGCGGGAGUGAAUGGGGCUUCACUGGAUUAUGUUUUUAUUGAUUCUGUUUAAUGUGUUUUUUUAUCUUUAGAGAAAAAAGCACGGGGUGCGUUUCCCGCUCUCUUUUUUUGCAUAAUCCUUUUUUUCUAUAGAUUUUUUUGCUCGUUAUUCGGCGCGUGCCUGUGAGCACCGUGUCCUCCUGGUUGCCUGGUAACGCGCGCGCGCGGCGGUGGGCGCUCCUGACCUUGCGUCCGCGACCGCGCUGCGCGCUCCCGCGCUCAAAAAUUGAGCUGGGGAGAUCGGGGGUCUUAAUUAUAAAAUAAGAAGAUAAAAAAACCGGGGAAAACGCGCGGAGGCGAGGCGGCGCGAGGCGGUGGAUCUGAUCAGCAGCAGGAUGAGAUUAAAGAUUCAGGACACGCAUAGGCGCGAGACCGAGCGCGCGACACACCGGAUGUCGGAUUCGGCAGGUGUACACCAAGUGUAAAGGAACUCAUGCUGUGAGGGGCAGCCAAGAUUUACCUGCAGAUUCCCUGACCAAUGGCAUCAUCCAUACAGAAACCACCUGGCUGAGAGUCAGAGGUUCACAUCCAAUUGAGUGUGUGUGUAUGUGUGUGCAAGGUGGUGAAAGAGCCUGUGUGUGUGUAUGAGUUAAAGAGAAAGUUAGUUAGGCUGUAAUUUGUAAAGACUGUAAAUGGUGAACAUGCACAUGAGUGUGUGAAUCUAGUCACACUUACCUAAGUGUGAGGUGUGUGAGUGUGUGUGAGGUGAAAGAGACCAUGUGGCACACACGGAUGAGAGAUCACCCGGCAUACACACAACGACUCUGGCGACCUCUGACUUUUGCCCUGAGUGGGCUGUGCUGGGUGUGGCUGCCAUGGUGCAUCUCGAUGGCAGCGGCGUUGAGCUACCAGCCCACGGUGAACACGGCUCUGGGACGCCUGCGAGGGAUGCGGGUCGCUGUGGCGGCAGAAGGACUGGGCCCAGUGGAUCAGUAUCUAGGUGUGCCAUACGCAGCCCCCCCAGUAGGGGAGAAGCGCUUCAUGCCCCCAGAUGCCCCUUCUGCCUGGUCUGGGGUACGGAAUGCUACACGGUUUUCACCUGUCUGUCCGCAGACUGUCCGGAAUGCUGUGCCGGAUAUCAUGAUGCCCAUCUGGGCCACGUACAACCUGGACACGGUGGCAACGUAUCUGCAGGAGCAGAGCGAGGACUGCCUAUACCUCAACAUCUACGUCCCAACACAGAGUGGCACUAAGAAAGCGGGAGGGGAAUCGGACGAUGACGGACUGCGUGAGGCCCGUGAGGACCCCCGGCCAGUGAUGCUGUUUAUUCAUGGUGGAUCUUACAUGGAGGGAACUGGAAAUAUCAUGGAUGGCAGCGUCCUCGCCAGCUACGGCAAUGUCAUCGUCAUCACACUUAACUACAGAGUGGGAAUACUGGGCUUCUUGAGUACCGGUGAUCAAGCUGCUAAAGGAAAUUACGGGCUGCUGGAUCAGAUCCAGGCUCUGCGCUGGAUCAGUAAAAAUAUUGGGUAUUUCGGAGGAGAUCCAGGUCGCGUCACGGUUUUUGGAUCAGGAAUUGGAGCAUCAUGUGUCAGUCUGCUCACUCUCUCCCACCACUCAGAGGGUCUGUUCCACCGAGCGAUCAUCCAGAGUGGAUCUGCUUUGUCCAGCUGGUCAGUAAACUACCAGCCGGUGAAGUACACCCGUCUGCUGGCCGAGCGCGUGGGCUGCAAUGUGCUGGAUACACAUGACCUGGUGCUGUGCAUGCAGAAGCGCAGCUACAGGGAGCUGGUGGAGCAGGAUAUCCAGCCCGCGCGCUUCCACAUCGCCUUUGGCCCUGUCAUUGAUGGCGACCUUAUUCCAGAUGACCCAGAGGUGCUGAUGGAGCAGGGCGAGUUCCUCAACUACGACAUCAUGCUGGGCGUCAACCAGGGGGAGGGACUCCGCUUUGUUGAAGGUGUUGUGGAACCUGAGGAGGGUGGGGUAUCCGGAUCGGAUUUUGAUUUCGCCGUGUCGGAUUUUGUGGAUGGUCUCUAUGGUUACCCAGAGGGGAAGGACACACUGAGGGAGACGAUAAAGUUCAUGUACACGGACUGGGCAGACCGGGAUAACCCUGAGACCCGCCGCAAGACGCUGGUGGCCAUGUUCACUGACCACCAGUGGGUGGAGCCUGCGAUGGUGACUGCAGACCUGCACGCCCGCUAUGGAUCCCCAACGUUCUUCUACGCAUUCUACCACCACUGCCAGAGCCCCAUGAAGCCGGCCUGGGCUGACUCCGCCCACGGAGAUGAAAUCCCCUACGUGUUUGGAAUUCCACUGAUUGGACCAACUGAGCUUUUCCCCUGCAACUUCUCACGCAAUGACAUCAUGCUCAGCGCUGUUGUGAUGACUUACUGGACCAACUUUGCCAAAACUGGAGACCCAAACAAGCCUGUUCCUCAGGACACAAAGUUCAUCCACACAAAGGCAAACCGCUUUGAGGAAGUUUCCUGGUCGAAGUACAGCCCUCACGAUCAGCUGUACCUGCACAUCGGCCUGAAGCCCCGCGUCCGCGACCACUAUCGCGCCACCAAGGUGGCCUUCUGGAAGCACCUGGUACCCCACCUGUACAACCUGCAUGACAUGUUCCACUACACCUCCACCACCACCCGCGUCCCCCCGGCUCAGACCACACACAGCACCCGCAGCUCCACGCCUCGGCCAGGAGGGGGUGGCAAGGCUCGAACGCCCGGCAAACGACCACCGCCUCAGUCCACGGCCCGCAGCGGCCCGCUGGUCAUCGCGAACCCGCGGGAUUACUCCACCGAGCUUAGCGUGACAAUCGCCGUGGGAGCUUCGCUGCUGUUCCUCAACGUGCUAGCUUUCGCUGCGCUCUACUACCGCAAGGACAAGCGCAGUCGCCAGGACACGCCCCCACAGCCUGCCACCCAGCGCCAGGCCCCACCCAACGACCUCAACUACACACCCACUUCCCUUGGCGGGUGUGAGAAGGAGGAGGGGUCUCUUUGCGACCCGCUGCGCUUGACUCCGGCCUCGUCUCCAAGAGAUUACACCCUGACCCUGCGCCGCUCCCCCGACGACAUCCCGCUCAUGACCCCCAACUCCGCCUCCACCAUGACGCCUAAUAGUGUCGCCAUGACGCCCAACAGCGUCACAAUGACGCCCAACACCAUCACAAUGUCACCCAGUUCCCUGAUGGGGUAUCCAAGCAUGCACCCCUACAACACCUUCACACACGGAUACAACAACACCGGCCUUCCCCACUCACACUCGACAACCAGAGUAUAACACAGCACUUACCACUGGUCCAAACCAGCCAGUUUCAGACAGUUUUAACAUAUAUAAGCAUAACCAGCAUUUACAGCUACAGUUUGACCAGUUCAAACCAGUUCAAAUCUGUUCACACAGCAACACAGACUUCAGCAGAUUUUAGCACUGGUAGAACAAAGUACAGGAAUCCAGCAAAUCCCCAUAGACCUCCAGUGUUAAUGUGCAUUUUCACACACACACACACACACACACACACACACAUCACCCAGACACUUACAUAACUAUUAACUGACUUGUGCCAAUCCCUGCUCCCCACAGGGCACUGUUGUAAUUUUGCCAGUUUUACCUUAACAGACGGACAGCAGAUGGUGUCACCUGACAGCGUGAAGCCCCUCACUCUCUUGUUUACAAGAUUUACAGAGCGAGUGCAUGGGUGUGAUGAAACUGAGCCAACUUCAAACAAGCUAAAUAAACUAAUUGCCAAAUUGCAGAUACUUAGGGGAUACUGCUAUAAAACUUUCAUAGGGCAUAUUUACUCCAUUUUCUAAAUCUUAUUCUUUAGCUACUCAUGGUACAGUUCUCUAAAAUGACUUUUUCUAACAGUUGAUAAUGUAUAAAGAGCGCACUUUGAUUAAAGUUAAGUCUGAAGUACAAGGAUUUCUUUAGUGACAGCUCCAAGUGAGCACUUGAUAGGUUUACAGCACUUACAAUUAGUUUAAAUCAUAAUAAUUCAGUUAAAAUCAGCAAAUUAAAACUAAAAUACGUAAGUGUAAUCACGCAGAUGGUCUGUUGUCAGUUCUUUAGUAUUUCUAAAACCUGAAGAACCAACUAUGCAUUCUCCAACACAUCAUCACAGGUUGCUUGUACCUGUGGAGAUUGAAUGAUGGCGUUUAGUUAGAGAAUGGUUGGUUUUGGUUGGACAGUGAUGGUGACUGUUAAAGACUGGUGGUGUUUUGGAGGAGAAAGGUAGUGUUUGGGUGGAGCAUGGUUUGUUUAGAGAAUGUGUCUUCUUGUGUUUGGUGCUGCAUGAUGAGGUUUGGUUGGAGAAUGGUGGUCUUUGAUAGAGAAAUAACACGUUUAAUGUACAAUAUUGGUGGUUGAUAGAAUGUAUGCAGAAUGAUGGUGUUUAAUAAAGAAUGAUGGUGUUUGAUGGAGACUGCUGGUGGGGUUUGGUGCAGAAUGAUGUAUGGUGUUUAGUGGAGAAUGGUGAUGUUUGGAUAGAGAAUAAUGGUGUUUGAUUAAGAAUGGUGAUGAGUGGUUGGAGAAUGGUGGCGUUGGGUGAAGAAUGAUGGUGUUUAGUGACGAAUGAUGUUUUUUUUUGGAGAACAGUGAUGUUUGGUGAGGAAUUUUAUUUUAUGUUUAUAGGAGAAUGGUGAUGAUUGGUGAAGAAUGAUUAUAUAUGCCAAAAAAAUGAUGGUGUUUAGUGAAGAAUGGUAAUGCUUGAAUAGAGAAUAAUGAUGUUUGAUUAAGAAUGGUGAUGAUUGUUGAUUGAUGAUUGAUGAUUUUAGUCGGAGAAUUAUGGUGUUUAGUUGGAGAAUGAUGGUGUUGGUUGAAGGAUGAUGCUGUUAUUGGAAAAUGAGGCUGUUUAUUUGAGAAUCGGGAUGUUUGGUUGGAGAAAGAGUGUGUGGUUGGAGAAUAAUGGUGUUUAGUAGAGAGUGAUGGGUCACAGUUCUCUGCAUUUAACACCUCAGAACAUCAACCACAAUAAAACUACCUAUACUUUAAACCAGUUUUGAACCAGUCAAUAGUUUAUUGGAAAAAAACAGUAAUGAACAAUUCACCUUUCCACAAUCCUCACUGUAAAUCAUCUCACUACAGUAACUAAGGAGAAACACAGUUGUGGGCAGAGCUUGGGGAAGAGGAGCGGAGUGGAUUACGGAUUAUUUUGUGCUAAUUUAAGCAGGGCACUUUUUUGUCCAAUCACGUGCCAAUUUCCUUUUCUUCUGUUCAUCAGACUGUGAUGCUCUUUACACACUGUUCAUACACACAUACUGGAUUGUGAAGGGAUUGUGUCCGGACUGUGCCAUGUUGUCGAGCGGAGUGGAAGACUGUACUGUACUGCGGUGCUGCGGCUGGACUAUAUGGAGUGGUCUGGCAUAAAACUCACUUUUCAAACCUUUAUAGACAAUCAGAAAAAAAAACUGAGGCUCCAGAACUUUCUCCACUGUGCCACAAACCAUCUGUCAUGUCUGUUGUAAUAAGACAGUAAUAACAUGUGUAAUAAUGAGUAAUAACUAUGUCUGUACAGUCUCUGUAUUAGAUCUAUUAACUCUGUACAGGCCGCUUUGGUUUGGAGGCGUUAUUAUCACUAAUCUUGUUAACGCUCUGCUUAUUUUCACAGCCUGGAAAGCUGUUAGAGGACAAAACAAAAUGGAUUGAUGUUAAGAUUGUUUUCAUUUGUAUUUUUCAUUUAUUCGCUUCGUUUCUCCGCAAGGAGGACUAAUAGAUUCAUCUUCAGCUCGAGGGCUUUUAUUACGAAGAACAGCAGUUUAGAUUAAUCUUCACAGAAUCUCUCGGUAGAAUUUCGCUGAGGGAGUUUUAUACAGAAGCUCAUUCCCACCAGGUGCAGGAGAAACAACUCACCAACCUCUCACCUGUGUUUUAUUUCUGCAUUUCUUUUAUUUCUUUAUUUUAGUCAGACAGAUAUAAAUCGUAUUUACAUCCUAAUCAGAAAGUUUUCUAUGAAUGAUCUGAUUUCCUUGUCAAGAGAGUCGAGGCCUUCUCUGCUGCAGCUGUUUUGUUUAUCAUGAUUCUCAAAUCAAACUGAUCAGAGUCAGCUUUAAAAUGUGUGGGUUAAUAAUUUUUGCUUCUGUGGCUUAAUGUUGUGAAAUAAUUUGACAGUAUACAUUACUAAAGGCAAUGUGCAAUUGAGGUGAAAGAGCAUUAGUCCAAAUCUCACAGCAACUUUACAAAAUCUGCUAAUCCUUAAAUCUAUAUUAUAGAAUUUGUUUUCUCACUGUUUUCUCUUAAUGAAUAUGGCCCAGUAUCUCAAAAAAAUACUUAUUUUAUUAAAGAUUUUGACCAUAAUGACUUUCUCCUUAAAGUUAUGACUUAAUGUAUCUAAAACAUAAAAUUAUUUUUUUUCUAUAAAUGUCAAGUUUUAUUAAAAGGAAUUUUUACUCAAAACUUCUCAAACUGCAGCCAGAAACAAAAAACAGGUGAUUUAUUUCUCCUCUGUCUGAUGGGAAUAGACUGAAUGUCUUCAUACUAUUGGCAGAUAUAUCUCUUUAUUCUGAUCUGUCUGAUGGGUUCUGGGUUCUGAUCAGUUUUAGAUGCUCUGUGUUUCUGCGUCUGAUUGAUUUGGUACGUUUACGUUCUGUGUUUUCGGAUUAUCGUCGCUAUUUCUGUAUGUUUACGACGUUCUUAAGUAGUUCGCCAUUUGCUGGCUUUUGCUAAAUGGGACAAAUUGCUCUAUUGUUUCUAAUGAAAUAUGAAUGUGUGAAUAUACGAAGAUUAUAGGGCUUCUAUAGCAGCGAAUGUGUGUGUGUGUGUGUGUGUGUGUGUGUGUGACUGUGUGCUAACUGGGACAGUGCGAAAUCGCUAACUGCCGGUGCCAAUCACAGGCACGAUGAGCUCGGAGAGUGUUACCAUAGUAACAGCUGACCGCAGGGUAGGCUAUGCCAGUAGUGAUGUCAUCCAGCUGCGCCGCUAGUUAGCCCAGCGCUAACCUCCCCCUUGAAUACUGACCCAAGGCGAACGCUAACGUUUGUGCCAAAUUUCUAUAAAAACAACUUUUCUCAUAACCAGCAGAACAAUUGUUCCAGUCUCUCUCUCUAUCUAUCUAUCUAUCUAUCUAUCUAUCUAUCUAUCUAUCUAUCUAUCUAUCUAUCUAUCUAUCUAUCUAUCUAUCUAUCUAUCUAUCUAUCUAUCUUUGUGUGUAAAUACUUACUGCUUUAUAACACUUCUCUCUCUCUCUUUUUAUUCUGUCCUUUAAACUUCUUAGAUCUGAAACCUCUCUUUCUCUAACUUUGUCUCUUCUUCUUUUCUCUUUAUUCCCCCUCUCCCUUGCUUUUCUCAGCUCUUUUUUCUUUUGUUAAUUUGUCUUUCUACUUUUUCUCUUCCUUUCUAUUUAUUCUCUCCCAUGUUCUUCCAUUAUACAUUUUCUUUUUUCCUUUAUUCUCUCUAUCUCUCUCUAUAUAUAUAUAAGCUUUUAUCCCCCUCUCUCGUCCCCUUUUAUACGCUGUACACAUGUCUAUCCUCAGAUUUGCAGUAAAUAUUCAGUUUGCUUA
This is a messenger RNA of Astyanax mexicanus (Mexican tetra), 7508 nucleotides long. It is a transcript of the gene nlgn3b, whose product is annotated as neuroligin 3b. Gene Ontology annotation, molecular function: neurexin family protein binding; signaling receptor activity. Gene Ontology annotation, biological process: neuron cell-cell adhesion; chemical synaptic transmission; synaptic vesicle endocytosis. NCBI's taxonomy places the organism in Eukaryota, Metazoa, Chordata, Actinopteri, Characiformes, Acestrorhamphidae. The record is from RefSeq and is a predicted model, not a curated record. The coding region runs from base 787 to 3297 and encodes 836 amino acids. Gene Ontology annotation, cellular component: postsynaptic specialization membrane; cell surface; synapse. The transcript is spliced from 8 exons.